AUGUCCAAAGCUCUAGCUAAAGCUGGAUCGCUCAGUCCCGAAAUUCGCCUCGCUCAAGCUGUCUCUGAAUUUGAAGCCGACCUGUCAAGCGAACAAAAGUCCGCAUUUCGUACCCUGAAGUCGCAGACGCUUUUGGCGACACCCACACCAAGCGAUGUCAUGCGACUGACCGCCGAGAUUGACCGCCGCAUGUCCAACAAAUUUAGCAAUCGAUGCUUCGGUCCGCGCUUUACCAAUUUUCUCCAAGCUGUUCAGCAGUUCGCUGCGCUUGGGGAUAUCGUGGUUGGAAGCUCACAGAACCCGAUCGCGUGUGGCGUGUGGUCAUUGGUACGCAUGUCGAUAUUGUCGUUUGUGAGCGUGUCAAACCACGUAGAGAAGCUAUCAUCGAUAUUCAUGGACCUUGGUCGCUCUUGUCCACGCCAUCAGGAAAUUGCUGUGCUCUACCCACUCUCUAAAAAGCUACAGGUCUACAUCCUCGAAUAUUUCAUCGUGGUCGUUGCUCUGUGUCAUUACUUGCUCAGGUUUGGCCAAAAGUCCGCUCUCCAGCAGUUCACAUCAUCAUUGAGUGGAGGAGAAUUGAAAACGUUUCAAUAUGACCUCGAGAAAUGGGCACACUCGAUCGAAAAAGAGAUGCAAGUCAGUGAAUUUCAACAAAGCUCUGGGUUUAGAGCAUUAUCCCGAUCAAUGUUCGACUCCACAUUGUACCAACGAAAACUUGCGGCAAGAAAGCAGGUGCUCGACCUCUGCUCCAUGUACGAUUACGAAACAGUUUGGAAGCAGACAAGGAAGGUCGGGAAUACAUCGCUCUUUACACGUUUCGACGAAUAUAGAGAGUGGAGGGAUAGCUUACAAACUUGCACCAUAGUAUUCACUGGCAAGUUAGGGUCGGGAAAGUCCGUGUUGCUAGCCAACAUCGUGGACGAUCUCAGCCUCUCUACCGAAAGAGAUAGACCCUUGGUAGCAUACUUCUUCUGCAGACACGAUCUACCCGAGAGUCUGCAAGCACGCACCAUUCUUGGCUCACUAGUGCGACAAAUGCUGCGGAGUAUUGCUGACUUCGACAAACUUUCAGAUGUAUGCCAAGAUAGACAUACCACCGAAGACGUUGACAAGAUACUAGAGAUAGUUCUCCAGGCUUAUCCCCCUACCUAUAAAACAUUUCUCGUAGUAGAUGGACUGGACGAGUGCAGCGAAGGAGAAAUAGCGACGCUGGUACAAGCGGUGAGGGCCAUCCAAGCAAAGCUAAAGGUCUUCAUUUGUGCGUCUUUCCGGGUAGAGCCAAACAAGGGUCUACAGUCGAUGACACGUCGCCUCCUGGAUGCCCGCAUAGUUCAGUUACCCGAAAGCAACCCAGACAUCGAGACCUUCAUCGAAGCAGAGCUCUAUCGUUGUCUGGACGAAGAUCUUCUAAACAUCAGAGAUUCUACACUGAUAUUGGACAUCCAAGAGUCGCUCCUUCAGCGCUCCCAAGGCAUGUUCCUUUGGGCGGCUCUUCAGAUCCAGUCUUUGUGUAGAGCCUCGGAUCCGUCGCUCCAAGCAAAGAUACUGGAGGUCGUAUUGGCAGCUUGCCGACCUCUGACAACUGAGGAGUUGAGAGAAGCCUUAAGCGUCGAUCCCGGACAUGCAGUAUGGGAUCCGUCUAAGAUGUUGAACGAUGUGCAGUCAGCCCUAGCCUGCUGCGGAUGUCUUCUUACUGUCGAUGAGGAAGAGUCGACUGUCCGAGUCAUACAUCACAGCGUCAAGCAAUACAUUCUUCAUGGUCUUGACGACGUGAAGUACAUGGGUUUCUCUGUUGGAAGAGCACACGGAACGUUGGCGGAUAUCAUUGUUACCUAUCUUGGGUACGGUGUUUUCGAAACCCAACUUGAGAGAAACCAUGCCCAUCCGAUCUUAGCACAAGCAGUGCCGUCUACGGUCAUGCGAAACACCGUGGGCGGCUCGAGCUCCGCUCGGCAACUUGCUAUGAAGCUUCUCAAGUCCAAGAAGCAACCCGCAUUUGACUUGAGCAAGACGGUUGCUGAAGCUCGUGGUCAUUCGUACUCUGAGCCCCAGGACGGAUUCAAGUUCUUUGGUUAUGCGAAUACCAAUUGGCAGAAUCAUAUUCCAUACGUUACAAGUCGAGCUGAUGCUAUCUGCGAACUUGCAACUACACUGAUUCGGAGUCGAUAUCCAGAGCUGGAAACGACGAAUGCAGAUUCUGAUUUGUAUUGGAGCUUCGCUGCCACCACGCAUCAAGAUACAAGAAUUCUCGAAUUGCUGAUGCUGCAAUCUCAGAAGAUGAAGCUGUGUGCACAAAAGACAUUGGUGUUGCUAGUGAGAACCGGAGACAAGGACACUAUCAAAGUACUACUGAACGCUGGCGUUGAUGCAAAUAGCAAUCGCGACGGAGCACCUCCGAUAAUCGUUCUGGCAGCGAGCAAUGGAGACAGUAUCAUGAUUAAGUUCCUACUCAGUUUCAGUACGGUUGACGUCAAUGCCGGCGACUGGUUCGGGGAUACCGCAGUGAAAAAGGCCGUAGAGGUGGAAAACGAACACAUCAUCAAGCUACUUCUCAGCUCUGACAGGAUAGAUGUCAACGUGAAGAACAAUAUCGGGAACACUGUAUUACUGCAGGCCAUAGACACUGGAAAUGCGGGCAUUAUUAAGCUAUUGAUCAACGACGAUAAGAUUGACGUCAACGCGCAAAGCAAUUCUGGGAGUACAGCACUACUCAAAGCUGUGAAAUAUGGAGAUGAGAAGAUCGUCAGACUGCUACUGGGUAUCCGCAACAUUGACGUCAAUGCGAGAGACAUAGACGGGAAGACUGCAUUAAUGCACGCGACGUGUAAGAGGAACAAGGACAUGAUGAAGCUGCUGCUUGGAAGCAAGAGCGUCGAUGUUAAUAUCAAGGAUGAUACUGGAAGAACGGCGUUACUAGAUGCAGCAAGUAAAGGAUACAGCGACGUAGUCAAGCUGAUGCUGACAAGCAAAAACAUCGAAGUCAACACAGCGGACAAUACAGGGUGGACGCCACUGAUGUAUGCAGCAUUCCACGGAAAGAUAGAAGUGGUCCGGCUGCUUCUUACUAGUCGCAAGAUAGACGUCAAUGUGAAGGGGCAAUAUCACGUUACGGCGUUGACUUUAGCGGUAAGCAAGAGUCAUCAAGAUGUUGUUGAGCUGCUGGUACUUUCACGCCACUAG
Molecule: messenger RNA, 3180 nt
Organism: Alternaria triticimaculans
Lineage: Eukaryota; Fungi; Ascomycota; Dothideomycetes; Pleosporales; Pleosporaceae
Exons: 4
Coding region: 1-3180 (1059 amino acids)
Biological process (GO): RNA processing
Molecular function (GO): protein binding; RNA binding; RNA nuclease activity
Source: RefSeq, a predicted model, not a curated record